This is a messenger RNA of Uloborus diversus, 2467 nucleotides long. Its product is annotated as gastrula zinc finger protein XlCGF8.2DB-like. Gene Ontology annotation, biological process: regulation of transcription by RNA polymerase II. The record is from RefSeq and is a predicted model, not a curated record. The transcript has a single exon. Gene Ontology annotation, molecular function: RNA polymerase II cis-regulatory region sequence-specific DNA binding; DNA-binding transcription factor activity. NCBI's taxonomy places the organism in Eukaryota, Metazoa, Arthropoda, Arachnida, Araneae, Uloboridae. The coding region runs from base 75 to 1208 and encodes 377 amino acids.
AUACCGAAAUAUCUUCUGUGCAAAGACCACAAUAGCGUUUCUGUUGUUCCGAGACAUUUUCGUAUUCUUCCAACAUGGCCGGAAGUGAAAAAAAUCGUCCUGGGGAAAGUGAAAAAUCAUACUCAUGUGAAGUUUGCUUUAAAACCUUUGCUGGACCUUUUCGUCUAAAAAGCCAUGCGAAAACUCAUGAAAACCGAAAACGGUACUCGUGUGAGUAUUGUCCAAAAGCAUAUUCUAGUCUUAGAUACCUGAAGGAGCAUAUGAAACUUCACACAAUCGAAAAACCGUUCGUGUGUGAACACUGUUCCAAAGCAUUCGCUGAAAUUUCGAUGCUGAAGAAACAUAAGAGAGUCCAUGCUGGCAUAAAACCAUAUUCCUGUGAACAUUGCCCAAAGGCCUUUCAUUGGCGUUCAAGCCUGUCCGCACACAUGAGACUCCACACUGACGACAAACUACUUAAGUGUGAUUACUGUUUUAAGGUAUUUUCUUUGCCUGGUAACCUGAAGGCACAUAUGAGGAUCCACACUGGGGAAAAACCCUUUUCAUGUGAACACUGCUCCAAAAAGUUCACUCGUGCUUCUACUCUGAGUUUGCAUCUCAAAAUCCAUACGGGCGAAAAACGGGUUUCGUGUGAAUAUUGCUCCAAGACGUUUCUCCAUAUCCCAGGUCUGAAGUCGCAUAUGAAAAUCCACACUGGCAGAAAAACCUACUCGUGUCAGUAUUGUCCCAAGACCUUUUAUGUUCCUUCUACCUUAGCAACGCAUGUCAGAAGCCAUACGGGUGAAAAACCGUACUCGUGCGAGCACUGUGGCAAGAACUUUACCAGCACUUGUAGCCUAAGGGCACAUUUCAGAACCCAUACUGGUGAAAAACCAUACUCGUGCGAAGUUUGCACGAAAACGUUUUCACAAUCUCAACAUUUGGCUGCUCACAUGAAGCUUCACACUGCCGAAAAGCCACAUUGGUGCGAGCAUUGUUCAAAGACAUUUUCUCGUGCAUCUGAACUAGCAACGCAUCUCAGAAUCCUUAAGGGUGAAAAGCCAUACUCAUGUGAGUACUGUUCUAAAGACUUUUCUCGUACUUCUUUUCUAAAGGAACACAUGAAAAGCCAUACUGGCGAAAGACCAUUCCCAUGUGAAGUUUGCUCAAAAUUAUUUUCACGCACCGCUCAUUUGAAGAGACACAUGCGAAUUCAUGUGGACAAAUAAAAUGACAGAAACCUGAAGAGAGAGAAAAAUAGGUCGCUCGCUGCUGUUUAAAAGCCAUGUUCUUGUGCAGUGAGGUAGCCAGAGGGGAUAGGAGAGAGUAACGUGCCCCAUGAAGCAACAAAAUUAUAUGAACGCACAUGCCAGGGGUAAAAACUACACUUUUCGGCAUUUAAUUUCGAAAAAAUUUUAUGACCCCCCACCCUCAUGCAUUUUUCUUUGCUAUGUAUCGUAUAUUGGAAUGCAGUUGAUUUUAUACAUCGGAACCUAAAUAAAAUAUUUUUUAUUAAUUUUUAUAGGUAUAUUUUCUUGCUUUUUACGAAAUUUAGUUUAUUAUCUGAGAGAAAUGAUGAAUAUUUUAAACGUAUUUGGGAGGAGACUGAGGACGUAUGCAAAAAACUCUCUUCUGAUGUUUUCGAAAUUAGACAACCACACCUCCACCGGAAAAGAAAAGUGUCAUGAAGUCUUGACGAUAGAAAUUUCCAAUCGGCAUUUUUUUCUGCUUCUGCCCAGAAGAGGAAUACAAAGUUAAUAUUUAUUACCAAGGAUUGGACACUAUCCUCUUCAAUUUAAGACAGAGAUUUUCUGAAAAUGAUAACAAUAAAAUGAAAGUUAUUUCAGACUUACUUCUCAAUUUAAAAGAUGCCAUAAAUGAGUCAUCUGGAAAUAGCAUUGAAAGAAUUUUACAAAAUGAAAUUUGACGUCACCACACAGCUCCGAUUUCAUCACAAUUAUGCUAAAUUAAACUUCAGCAAUCUGUCUCCCACUCUAUCAGAGUUUGGGAAUUCAUUCAUGAAGCACAACUUAUCUACUAGUAUCCCUUCUAUUUUGGGGCUGUUUGAAGUGGCGCUGUCAUGGCCAAUCACCACAGCAAACGCAGAAUAUUCUUUUUCCCACUCUUAGCUGUCUAAAAACUUUUUUGAGGAGUACUAUGGGGCAGGACAGAUUGAGCGAACUAGCGUUAAUGGCUGCUGAACAGCAGGUUAAAGCACAACUGGUGGAGCCCAACGAACUUGACGAUCUGUUAGAAAAAUUUGUAUCCUCAACUGACAGAAGACUUAAUUUCUAUUGACAUUGAAGGUAAUGUAAAACAUUUGUUUUUGUAGGAAAAAAAAUAAUGAGAAAAUACCAACAUAUUUGUAACAAAUAUUAUUAUAAAAAAAGCGUAGCACAAACAUAAUUCGGAAAAACAAUGAGCGUUAAAUCCACAUAGGAGCUCACAGGGGCUGAGCUGGUGUAUUUCCUUCCAACUUUAGGCCAAU